Messenger RNA from Cheilinus undulatus (humphead wrasse), 2573 nucleotides. Its product is annotated as B-cell lymphoma/leukemia 11A-like. The record is from RefSeq and is a predicted model, not a curated record. The transcript is spliced from 3 exons. Gene Ontology annotation, molecular function: DNA-binding transcription factor activity; RNA polymerase II cis-regulatory region sequence-specific DNA binding. The coding region runs from base 141 to 2573 and encodes 810 amino acids. Gene Ontology annotation, biological process: negative regulation of dendrite development; regulation of transcription by RNA polymerase II. Gene Ontology annotation, cellular component: nucleus. NCBI's taxonomy places the organism in Eukaryota, Metazoa, Chordata, Actinopteri, Labriformes, Labridae.
AUGAUCCCUGCUGCAUUUCUUCUCUGCUUUUUUUCUAUUUGGAUGUCAGAGGCAUCAAUGAAGAUAUUUCACUUGGAGUCUACCUUAUAGGAAAGGAUUUCCCAAUGUGAACUCAGCUGAAGAGCCGACUCCAAACCAACAUGUCUCGCCGCAAGCAAGGCAAACCCCAGCACUUGAGCAAACGGGAGUUUUCGCCUGAGCCGCUGUCAGGCAUUUUACCAGAAGAAGACUCUCAGGACUCCCCCAGGCUGGGUGUGGAAGAGGGUGAGCCCCUCAAAGGGGACCAGGACCUGCUGACCUGCGGCCAGUGCCACUCUCGCUUCCCACUGGCUGACAUCCUUCUGUUCAUUGAACAUAAACGGAGGCAAUGCCAUGGGAGCCUCUGUACGGACAAACCUCUGGACAGGCCACCCUCUUCCCCUCUAGCCUCCCCUCUUUCCACAUCCUCUUCACACUCGCGGACCCACCAUCAGCACCCACGGAGGGUGUACCACCCAGUGGAGGUGGCAGUUCAGGUGUCACCACAGGAUGAGGAUUGUUUAUCUGCACCCUUGCAAGGAAUAAUCCCCAAGCAGGAGAAUAUCACAGAUAAAGAUGAGCCCAGCAGCUACACCUGUACCACCUGUAAGCAGCCUUUCACCAGUGCCUGGUUCCUGCUCCAGCAUGCCCAGAACACCCACGGUUUCCGCAUCUACCUGGAGAGCGAACCUGGCAGCCCCCUCACCCCCCGCGUGGCUGCAGCCCCUGGGAUGGGGGGUGAAUGUGCCUCCUCCCAGCCUCCCCUCCAUGCCGUCCACUUGGCUGACGGCAGUCCAUACAGCCUCCUGAGGAUGCCUGGCUCCGGUUCUGGUCGGGACUCAGCAUCCACGCCUCGUGAAGGUCGCUACCCCCGAACUCCACCACUGUUCAGCCCACCACCACGUCACCACCUCAGCCCUGACGACCUGGCCCUGGCAACCCACCAUCCCAGCGCUUUUGACAGGGUGAUGAGGCUAAACUCAGUGCCACUAGAAGCCCCUCCAAGCAUGGACUUCUCUAGGCGUCUACGUGAGCUGGCUGGAAAUGCAAGUGGGGCUUCACCGCCUCUUUCCCCUAACAGGCCCAGCCCUAUGCAACGGCUGCUGCAGCCAUUUCAACCAGGUUCUAAGCCUCCAUUCUCAGCUACUCCUCCCCUUUCCACCUCUCAGUCACCCUCUGGCGCACGAUCCACCCCAAAUCCUGUGUCAAACGUGGCCCAACCAGGCACUCCACUCAAGGCAAAGUCUUGUGAAUUCUGUGGGAAGACCUUCAAGUUCCAGAGUAACCUAAUAGUUCAUAGGCGUAGCCACACGGGUGAAAAGCCCUUUAAGUGUCACCUCUGUAACCAUGCCUGCACUCAGGCCAGCAAACUGAAACGACACAUGAAAACACACUGUCAGAGCAAGACGUCGGCACUGAACACCAAGUCAGAUGAUGGCCUCUCAACGGCAAGCUCCCCAGAACCCAGUACAAGCGAACUGAUGGGCAGUGCCACAGAUGCCCUUAAGUCAGUUGUUGCCAAGUUCAAGAGUGAAAACAAUGGCCUGAUGUCUGAAAAUGGAGAAGAGGAGGAAGAUGAGGAUGAGGAGGAGGAAGAGGAGGAGGAGGAAGAGGAAGAAGAAGAGGAAGAAGAGGAGGAGGGGGAGGAGGAGGAAAUGGAGAGCAAGCCUAGAGUGGAAGAAGCAGAUGAAAGGAACGACUAUCGUUUUAGCCUGCGAUUGGAAGGCGCCCGUCACCACCAGAACAGUGAUGCCCUGCACCCACACCGCCGUAGCUUGUCUCGGGACCGCGGUGAUGAGGAUUCAGCCAUGGAGUCUGACCGAGCAGAUGAUGGAACUGCAACCACUGUCAAUGGCCUAGGCCCGCUAUCUUCUGACAGCCUGUCCAGGAAGCUGCUGGGUGGAGGAGUCAGCCCCGGAUCUCUAAGUCCCCUGUCCAAACGCAUCAAGGUGGAGAAGGACAUUGACCCCCCCACGCCCACCAUCCCAAACACGGAAAACGUUUACUCCCAGUGGCUCGCUGGCUACGCUGCCUCAAGACAACUCAAGGACCCUUUCAUCAGCUUCACAGGUGGGGACUCCCGACAAUCGCCCUUUGCUUCCUCAUCUGAGCACUCUUCAGAAAACGGCAGCUUGCGCUUCUCCACCCCGCCUGGCGAGCUGGAUGGGGAACGGGCUGCAUCAGGACGCAGUGGCACUGGAAGUGGGGCCAGCACUCCUCAUGGUGGCAGCGGGAACGGUAGGCCGAACUCCAAGGACGGUCGGCGCAGUGACACCUGUGAGUUUUGUGGCAAGGUGUUCAAGAACUGCAGCAACUUGACAGUGCACAGACGCAGUCACACUGGGGAGCGGCCCUACAAGUGUGAGCUGUGCAGCUACGCGUGUGCCCAGAGCUCAAAGCUCACCCGCCACAUGAAGACCCACGGACAGAUGGGCAAGGAUGUGUACAAAUGUGAAAUCUGCCACAUGCCUUUCAGUGUAUACAGCACUCUGGAGAAACACAUGAAGAAGUGGCACAGUGACCGGCCACUGGCAAAUGACAUUAAGACUGAGUAG